Messenger RNA from Hordeum vulgare subsp. vulgare (domesticated barley), 1844 nucleotides. RefSeq names its product beta-glucosidase 31-like. Gene Ontology annotation, biological process: carbohydrate metabolic process. NCBI's taxonomy places the organism in Eukaryota, Viridiplantae, Streptophyta, Magnoliopsida, Poales, Poaceae. Gene Ontology annotation, molecular function: beta-glucosidase activity. The record is from RefSeq and is a predicted model, not a curated record. The transcript has 13 exons. Bases 89 to 1624 code for a protein of 511 amino acids.
CCUGCUCGUCCAUGCCCCUACAUAACUCGCCACCGACACCGCGGUGGCCGUCCACUCGACAGUAGCUAGCUAACGGUCUAUAGGCGAGAUGAGCUGGUUGCCGGCGACGAGGGCGCUCUCCUGCGUCGUCCUUCUCCUCCUCCUUGUCGUCGCCGUCGCGCCUCCGGCGUCCGCGGCGGCGAUCACCAGGGGCGACUUCCCCACGGGGUUCGUCUUCGGCACCGGCUCCUCCGCUUACCAGAUUGAAGGUGCAGUUGCAGAGGACGGAAGAAAACCCAGCAUCUGGGACACAUUCACACACUCAGGCUACUCGCCCGGCGGAGCCACUGCUGAUGUGACUGCAGAUCAAUAUCAUAAGUACAAGGAAGAUGUAAAGCUUUUGAGUGAGAUGGGCGUUGAUGCAUACCGAUUUUCCAUUGCCUGGCCUCGGCUCAUUCCUGAUGGCCGAGGAGCUGUCAAUGCAAAGGGACUGGAGUACUACAACAACCUUAUCAAUGAACUCCUACGUCAUGGAAUUCAGCCUCACGUAACAGUAUAUCAUUUCGACUUACCUCAGGCUCUUCAAGACGAAUACAACGGGAUGCUUAGUCGUAAAUUCAUAGAUGACUACACGGUGUAUGCAGAUGUGUGCUUCAAGAAUUUUGGUGACAGGGUGAAAUAUUGGAGCACUCUGAAUGAGCCAAACAUUGAGCCAAUUGGCGGAUACGACCAAGGAUUCUUUCCACCACAGCGAUGCUCAUUGCCCUUCGGCAUCAGUUGCAACAAUGGCAACUCUACCACAGAGCCCUAUAUAGUAACUCACCAUCUUCUGCUUGCACAUGCUUCGGCAGUGUCCCUGUAUAAAGAGAAGUACCAGGACAAGCAAGGUGGAAAAAUUGGACUCACAUUGCUCGGUUCGUGGAACAAGCCCGCGACACAAACACCUGAGGAUAUAGCAGCAGCUGCAAGGAUGAAUGACUUCCACAUUGGGUGGUAUAUGCAUCCUUUGGUGCAUGGAGAUUAUCCCCCAGUGAUGAGGAAGAAUGUUGGGUCCAGGCUACCAUCUUUCACUGCUGAAGAGCUGAAGAGAGUGCUUGGGUCUUUUGAUUUUGUCGGAUUUAACCACUACGCCGCCUCAUAUGUGAAGGCUGAUCUUAGCAAGCUGGAUCAGAAGCUGAGAGAUUACAUGGGUGAUGCAGCAGUGAGAUUUGAAAGCGUGCCAUUUUUUGACUUAAAGAACCAGUCGUCACCGUGGGUUCUGAGGGAAAUGCUGGAGCAUCUCCAGGUCAAAUACAAGAACCCUGUGGUCAUGAUCCACGAGAACGGAGCUGCCAGCGUGGCUGAUCCCUCUGGUGAUAAGGCCCUCGACGACGAGUUCAGGUCGCGGUACCUGCAGGAUUACAUCGAGGCGACCCUCCAAUCCAGCAGGAACGGGUCGAACGUGCAGGGCUACUUCGUGUGGUCAUUCGUGGACAUGUUCGAAUUCCUCUUUGGCUACCGCAUGGGCUUCGGCCUCUAUGGCGUCGACUUCAACUCCGAGGAGAGGACGAGGUACCGGAGGCACUCCGCCAAGUGGUAUGCCGGCUUCCUCCGUGGCGGCGAGCUCAGGCCGGUGGCUGUCCCCGGCCAGGCGUAUUCCCAGUGAUCUUGGCACGCAUUUUCAGGCUUCUGUAGCCCACGAAUAGGAGGAUGGAUGACGAAUAAGCCUGGGAGGAUGAUUGGUUCUUGUUUUUGGAUGGGAGUUCAAUUUUGCUUGGGCAGUAGGAUUUAUACAUCUGCUUCUUUGGAGUCGAUUGUUCCUUAUACAUUAUAAAUGUUCAUCCUGAUGUAUGUGCUGAAAAUAUUAAUAUAUUUCGAUAUGUAUA